AUGUCUAAGUAUGUCCUGACCGGUGUCGGGGGAAAUCUUGGUAGGGUUGCAGCAUCAUACGCACUGGAAGUUGCCUCACCAGACAGCACUUUAGUCUUCACUACUUCCGAUCUCAAAAAGCUCCCCUGCCAUGUGCUUGAAUCAUGGAGAGCCAGAGGGGUUGAGGUGGCGCAAGUGACAUACGACGAUAUGAGCAGCCUUGAGCAGGUUUUUGCAGGCGCAGAAGCCGUGAAUAUGAUAUCGACCUGGGCCUUUGGCCGUCGUCAUGAGCAAGCCCGAAACGUGAUCAACGCUGCCAGGUCAUGCGGCGUUCGACGAAUCUGCUAUACGUCCUUUGUAGGCGCUGAUGAUCCCGCUCAUAUAAGCGACAUGCCUUUCCUUCCGCGAGACCACAAACAAACCGAGGCUCUGAUCAUUGCUUCUGGGCUGGAAUAUAAUAUUCAACGCAAUUAUCUCUACAUAGACAACAUUCCCGACUUUUUCUCUUCCUCUUGGAGCUUCUGCGGGGGUCGGUGGCUUUCAAACUCACACGGUGGCCGUGGUGCCUACGUUUCUCGUGAAGAUUGUGGCAGAGUACUUGCUGCUCUCCUCCUGGGUCGUGGUGAGCCUAACACCGUGUAUACUGUGACGGGCCCGAGGGCUGUGACAGAUAGGGAGGUAUUCGACUGGAUCUGCAACACAUUGGGGGCAAAGGGACAGCUAGUCGAUAUGCCGGACGACGAGUUACGGAAUUGGUGGAUCAGCCGUGGGCUUCCUAUUUCUGUUACGGAGCCAUCAUUGCUUCCCAUGAAGCUCUGUGUGGAUGAUCUUUUGAGCUGUGGCGAGAUGCUAGCACGAGGCUAUAUGACCAACACUAGCAACGCUGUCGAGUUGCUCACAGGACGGAAACCUGUUUCAUUCCAGGAGGCUUUAUCAAAAUAUGGGCAUGUUUUUUCUGAAGAAUAA
Messenger RNA from Penicillium coprophilum, 945 nucleotides. RefSeq lists its product as uncharacterized. The coding region runs from base 1 to 945 and encodes 314 amino acids. The transcript has a single exon. NCBI's taxonomy places the organism in Eukaryota, Fungi, Ascomycota, Eurotiomycetes, Eurotiales, Aspergillaceae. The record is from RefSeq and is a predicted model, not a curated record.